This is a messenger RNA of Cuscuta europaea, 1193 nucleotides long. The record is from the annotation of a GenBank genome assembly. Lineage: Eukaryota; Viridiplantae; Streptophyta; Magnoliopsida; Solanales; Convolvulaceae.
CUUAUCAUUUAUUUAAUCAUAAUAGGUGAUGUGCUGUCAGGAAAUGAUUCUGAUGGAAAAUGGCACCUCGGUGUCCUACAGGAAUGGUUUGGCAUCCACUGGUGGACCUCAAGGCCAUUUUCUGUCCUUGUUGUGGUGCUUUGUGUUAUGCUUCCCUUGCUUUGUUUAAGGCGCAUAGAUUCACUUAGACAUGCAUCAGCUAUAUCUAUUCUGCUAGCAGUGCUUUUUGUUGCUGUAUGCUCUGGAAUGGCAUUAUAUUCAUUGUGGAAAGGGGAGACCGAAAGUUUAAGGCUUUUUCCUGACUUCUCAAAUGGAGUCUCUUUUUUUUAUCUCUUCACUACCAUCCCAGUAUUCGCCACAGCCUUUGGAUGCCAUGUGAACAUUCAUCCAAUCAGAGCAGAACUCGGCAGGCCAUCUGACAUGACCUCGGCAGUCCGGAUAUCCUUAGUGCUAUGUGUUGCCAUUUAUUUUGCUGUGGGCUUCUUUGGGUAUUUGCUAUUUGGGGACACAAUCAUGGCAGACAUGCUAGUCAACUUUGAUCAAAAGUCUGAUUCUUUCAUUCACUCAUUGCUGAACACCAUUGUUCGGCUGAGUUAUGCAGUUCAUCUCAUGCUGGUGUUUCCAAUCAUGAAUUAUUCUCUUAGAGUUAAUGUGAAUGAACUUUUGUUCCCAAAAGGACCCCUUUUGUCUACCAAAACUGCUAGGUUUUUAACUCUCACUGGCGUGCUUCUUGGAUUCAUGUAUGUUGCUGCUAUUUCCAUCCCAAAUAUAUGGUACUUCUUUCAGUUCAUGGGAACAACCACUGUCAUGUGCAUCAUGUUCAUUUUCCCAAGCUUGAUAAUUCUUAGAGAUGUUCAUAAAACAUGUACUAAGCAGGAUAAGAUGCUGGCGGUAUUGGUCAUUGUGUUUGCAGUUGGGACUAGUGUGACCGCCAUUUACUCUAAUGUAUCAACUUAUAUUAUCAAGAAGUAACCAGAUUUCAAGGUGAUAUAGUUAAUUCUUGAGGAUCAUUAGCAUGAUCCAUUGUUUAAAACAUAAUUUGAAAAAUAAUUUUAUUGUUGUUGUAGAGAGCAGUUUUAGUGUAUCAGUUUAGAAAGUUGCUUCAUUGUAAUUAAUAGUAUUCUGUGCAUUUGUUGGUUCUUUAUCCUUAUAUUACGUUGUAAUAAUCCCACUGACUACGGAGUAUUGUAAUU